Messenger RNA from Plasmodium adleri (nom. inval.), 417 nucleotides. RefSeq names its product conserved Plasmodium protein, unknown function. The record is from RefSeq and is a predicted model, not a curated record. Lineage: Eukaryota; Apicomplexa; Aconoidasida; Haemosporida; Plasmodiidae. The transcript has 5 exons. The coding region runs from base 1 to 417 and encodes 138 amino acids.
AUGAAUUUUGACGAUUUUGUUAACACUUUAUAUGAAAAAGAUGUAUUUGAUGAUGAAAAUUCAGAAUAUAUUAAGAAUACAAUUUUCCCCUUUUUAGUACCACUCAUUAAAUUAGUAAACGAUGAAAAAGAAAAACACAAAUAUUACAAUAUAAUUUAUAAUAAAAACGAAAAAGAAUUAUUAUCUAAUGUGCUCGAAGAAAAGAAGGAAACCAAUAUUGAACAAGUUGACAUAUUUUCAACGGAUAAAUUCAAGACAAAUCCUACAGAGUUAUUUGAUAUACAGAAAGAAGUUAUUAAACGAUAUAUAAAAAUAAAUCCUAUUUUAUUACUUAGUGAAUAUAUCCUGGAAGAAUACAAAUCGAAAAACCAUAAUGAUAACAAUAACAAUGAAAUAAAAGAAAAAAAAAGUUAUUAA